AUGCUAGUGACAUGGAUGAUUUUGGAAUUUUUGGUGGCUUUGGCCGCUGUUUCGGCGCCGUUUUCGGCGGCCGUCAUCACCACGGAUUAUUCGAGCUCCGACACGAGGUUCGGCUACGAAUUGGUCACAAUUUACAAAAGCAAAUCGGCGAUGAAUGAUUCGAGUUUGACGAGGAAUGUUUGCGCUACUUGGUGCCAAUCUUUCUCGGGAUGCGUCGCUUAUAGCUACUAUUUCCGAUUCGCGGAUAAAUUAAGGGAGUGCAAAAUCGGACCGAGUUCCACGUCCAUCAGAUUAUUGGCGGGAUCAACGGUUUAUUCGAAACUUCGUACUGUUAUGUUCCAAUACUCGAUUGGCGCUGGGCUGCAUUAUUUGCUGUAUCCGAACCCUCAGGCGAUUUAUCCCUCAAAUGCGUUGAUUUGGUGGUGCAUCGAAGCCCCGCCAGGGAUGAGAUUGACUGCCAACACAUCAUUCUGGGAUGUGGAACCUUGCUGUGACUACGUCGAUGCAUAUGAUGGCUGCGACGCAAACAAAACCCUUCUGAAAACUUAUCGUGCCUUGGACACGAAGGUGGUUUCCACGCAGAACAUGAUGGCAUUCAUGUUUUUCUCAGACUACACUCGCAAUUAUCUCGGAUUUGAAAUCGACUUGUGCGUCAAAAUCACAGGAAGUGCGCAAAAACAAAAAUACGUGAACCUGAUCUCCAAGGCAACCGAUCGACGUCAGAACCGGAUUUCUUUAGCAAACGCCGCUGCUUUCAUUUUACUUUUCGCGCCAUUCACAGCAGCUGCGAUCACCACUGAUUAUUCCAGCUCGAACACGAGACUCAACCAGGAAUUGGCAGUGAUUUACAAAAGCAGAUCGGCGAGAAAUGACGAAACCUUGACGAAGAAUGUUUGUGCUGGUUGGUGUCAAGCUUACCCGGGUUGCACGGCUUAUAGCUACUAUUUCCGAGCCAUUGACAAGUUUGCAGAAUGCAAAAUCGGACCGAGCUCGACUUCGACGAAGCAGCGAACAGGAGCCACGAUUUCCUUCGCAGUGAAUCUCUUUGGUGGAGAAGUUUGCGAACUUCAGAAACAAUGCAAUACGAGUUCAAUGAUGAGCUGUGUGAACAACGUAUGCACUUGUCCUUCUACUCAUACCCUGGCAAUGGAUGGACAGCAGUGUUUACCACUUGUUGGAUUCAAUGAGUCUUGCAAGGAACAGCAGCAGUGUCCCACGUCAUCAUCAUGCCUGAGUGCAUUAUGUCAAUGCGAUCCUGGGACAACAUUAUUUUAUGGAGAAUUGCCUUGUGUUGAUUCUGGUGUGGAGUUUGUGUUCUUGUUGCGGUCUUUACUUGUAACAAGUGCUGACCAAGAUUCUGCUGUGUCAGACAAAAAUUUAACCAGUGAUUCCAUAAUGCUAGGGGCAACUGUAUUCCUGCUGAGCGAUGUGCGGAAAUUGAUACACGGAUUCAACGGGUGGAUGAGCCGGUGUGUGAUUCCGGCGCGACACCUGUCUGACAUUCCAGAAAGGAAAUUUGGCAAUGAAGCGUUCAUUUCUGCGAUCGGAAAUGACUCUUGCUAUGACUGGAAUCAGGCCCAGCUUCUUGCCGAAUUGGACUCGACCAGGACUGCUAAAGGUCAUGAACUUUGUCGGAAGUUCUCGAUCGCCUCGUCGACAGACGCGGAUGAGAAACUCAAUUCGGCGCAAAAAUAA
Notodromas monacha is the source of this 1695-nucleotide messenger RNA. Lineage: Eukaryota; Metazoa; Arthropoda; Ostracoda; Podocopida; Cyprididae. The record is from the annotation of a GenBank genome assembly.